This is a messenger RNA of Eriocheir sinensis (Chinese mitten crab), 7573 nucleotides long. It is a transcript of the gene Pgant35A, whose product is annotated as polypeptide N-acetylgalactosaminyltransferase 35A-like. Gene Ontology annotation, molecular function: Notch binding. The record is from RefSeq and is a predicted model, not a curated record. Lineage: Eukaryota; Metazoa; Arthropoda; Malacostraca; Decapoda; Varunidae. The coding region runs from base 231 to 2063 and encodes 610 amino acids. The transcript has 14 exons. Gene Ontology annotation, biological process: regulation of Notch signaling pathway. Gene Ontology annotation, cellular component: Golgi apparatus.
AGUCCCACAGCCAAGACCAAGACCAAAAUGACGCAGAAGACACACCCAAGACCAAGAUAAAAGCCUGUUGUUUCGGUCGCCUGCCUGGCUGACCUGACCUGACCUGACCUCACGCCAGCACCACGCUCCAGGAUGCUCUGAAGCCCCGCAUGGCGACGGGAGGAGGACAAAGGGAGGACUUGUGUGGCCCGUAGACGCCAUGGACCACUAGGCUCGGCUCUGACAGACGGAUGGUACAGACGAAGAGUGCCUGGUCUGAGAUGGGGACGCUACGAACAAGGUCUUUCCUCUUCGGCAUGAUAGUGGCUUCCGUCACCUGGGCUGUGGCCAUAUACCUCUACUGCUCCCUGGUGGAGGAUUCCCAAGGUCCUCUUCUUGCUGACCAAGGCAAUGUCAAACCCCAAACUGGAGAGCAAUACAAGCUGAAGCAAAGCCUGGGGGAGGAAGCCAAGGCCCCAGGGAGGGAAGGUGGGGAGCAGGGGACCAAGGAACCGCCGCUGGAGGAACUCGGCCUGGUCAAGACACACCAGGACCAGGAGAUAAAAGAGAAGGGAUACCGCCUGCAUGCCUUCAACUCCCUUAUAUCGUCGCGCCUCUCCCCACACCGCUCAGUCCCAGACACCAGAAACAAAAGAUGCCAUGACAUAGCGUACCCGGAUCAACUCCCGACCGCCUCCAUCAUCAUCUGCUUCUACCGCGAGGAGCACGCCGCCCUCCUCCGCACCAUCCACUCCAUCCUGGACCGCACACCCACUCAGGUGCUGGAGGAGAUCAUAUUGGUGGAUGACACGGAUGAAGAAAGCUAUCAUGAGGAGGUAGCAAGCGAAGUGAACAACCUGAGUGACAAGAUCCACCUCCUGAAGACACCCCAGCGCGAGGGACUGAUCCGGGCACGGGUGUUUGGGGCGCGGCAGGCAGUGGGGCAGGUGUUAGUGUUCCUGGAUAGCCAUGUGGAGGUGAACGAGGGGUGGAUGGAGCCGCUCCUCGCACGCGUCGGGGAGGACUCGCACCAUGUGGUCACCCCGAUCAUUGACGUUAUCUCCCCCGACACUUUCCAGUACACGCCAUCCCCCCUGGUGCGAGGUGGCUUCAACUGGGGGCUGCACUUCAAGUGGGACACGAUACCUCAGGCGUAUUUUGCCGAUAAAAGGAAUUUCGUCAGGCCAAUAAAGUCCCCCACCAUGGCCGGGGGUCUCUUCGCUAUGGACCGCAUCUACUUCAAGGAGCUUGGAGAAUAUGACAUGGGGAUGGACGUGUGGGGUGGGGAGAACCUGGAAAUGUCCUUCAGGAUCUGGAUGUGUGGCGGCCAGCUUGAGAUCAUCCCCUGCUCCCGCGUGGGCCACAUCUUCCGGAGACGGCGGCCAUAUGGGUCCGCCAAUGGCCAGGACUCUCUGCUGCACAACUCCCUGCGUGUGGCUCAUGUUUGGAUGGACGAGUUCAAGGAUAACUUCUUCAAGCUGCGUCCAGGCGCCGACAAGGUGGACUUUGGUGACGUGUCGGAGAGAGUCAAACUUCGGGAAGAGCUGCAGUGCAAACCUUUCUCCUGGUACCUGAACACUGUGUACCCCGAGCUGAUGAGGCCGCCCGGGGACGAGUCCAAGGGAAGGGAGGGGGCCAGGGAGAAGCCAGGCCUCGGCCACAGGCAGUUCCAACCUUGGAACAAAAGAACAAGAAACUACACACACAAGUGGCAGAUACGCCUAACAGGAACAAAGCUCUGCAUGGAGUCUGAAGAGGACCCUUCCAAGAAAGGCACAAGGCUCAUCCUGGCGGAGUGUGUGGAGUGGGAACGCCAACUCUUCCACCAGACGGACCGCAAUGAGCUGGUCCUUGCCCAGCUGCUGUGCCUGGAGGCCACGGACAACCUGCCCCUCAUCAGGAAGUGCCAUGAGAUGGGAGGGGCCCAGGAGUGGAGGGUCAAGAACCAGAUGAGCGUUCCGCUGUACAACCUGGCGACAGGAUUGUGUAUUUCUGCCGAGGAGGAGCGGUCAGGAGCUGGCUUGGUCAUGGCCAUGUGCUCAACACCCAAGCUAACAAACUGGGACCUUGUGGACGUGGUGUGAGGCAGCGUUGCACAAGAAGGUGACACACACACACACACACACACACACACACACACACACACACACACACACACACACACACACUGACUCACAACCAGAAGGACCGGGGUUCAAUUCCCCGGCCGGGUGAAGAUAAGUUGGGUUUAUCUUCUUUCACGUGUAGCCCCUGUUCACCUAGCAGUGAGUAGGUACGCGACGUCAGGCAAGGAGUUGUGACCUCGUUGUCGCGCUGUGUUGUGUGUGAGUGGUCUCAGUCCUACCCAAAGAUCGGUACAACGAGCUCUGUGCUCUUCCGUAGGGGAACGGCUGGCUGUCUCAAGAGAGACCUGCAGCAGACCAAGAGGUGAAUUACACACACACAGUACUUGAUCAGGUCUCAACACCAGUCACAAAUUCCGGCAUUCUGUAUAUCUACGCAAUGUACAAAGAUUAACCUAUGAUCUGUCCCAGUGUAUUUACUAUGAUUUAAUGUAUAUUUAUAAAGAGAGAUAUAGAACAGAAUUUGAAUUGAUUAGUAUUAUGUAUACAGUAUAUAGCAUAAGAAAGUUUAUCUAAAGAACCUUGUACUUAUUUUGGAGAGAAAUUCAGCUGCUUGAUAUCAGAAGUGGAUAUCAGUGUGUUAAUGUGUUCAAAUACUUUACUUAAAUGAUCUAAUGAGGAGUGAGUCCCAGAUAAUGCAAUGGUUAUAAGUCACAAAGGUCUGCCAGUGAUGGAUGAUAUGAGGCGUCUAGAACAGAAAGGGCAAACUAUCAUAAUUAAUAUUUUGACAAAAACGCGCGACCCAGACCCAGCGAGCCAAGCAGGACGGGGGAAGCUAUCUUGUUCCUCCUGUUCUUUUCUUCUUCUUCUUGUUUCCUCUUAUUUCCUUCCUCUUCUUUUUCUUCUUUAAUUUCUUUUCUUCAGUAUCAUUCUUGUUCUUUUUUUCCAUUCCUUAUUCUUCCUGUUCUUCUUUCUUGUUAUUUCCUUUUCUUUUUCUUCUCUCAUUUCUUCUUUUUCUUCAUUAUUCUUCUUGUUCUUCUUUCUUGUUAUUUCCUUUUCUUUUUCUUCUCUCUUUUCUUCUUUUUCUUCAUUAUUCUUCUUGUUCUUCUUUCUUGUUAUUUCCUUCUCUUUUUCUUCUUUCAUUUCUUCUUUUUCUUCACUAUUAUUCUUGUUCUUUUUGUUCUAGUCCUUAUUCUUCUUGUUCUUCUUUCUUGUUAUUUCCUUCUUUUUCUUCUCUCAUUUCUUCUUUUUCUUCUCUAUCAUUCUUGUUCUUUUUGUUCCAGUCCUUAUUCUUCUUGUUCUUCUUUCUUGUUAUUUCCUUUUUUUUCUUCUCUCAUUUCAUCUUUUUCUUCUCUAUCAUUCUUGUUCUUUUUGUUCCAGUCCUUAUUCUUCUUGUUCUUCUUUCUUGUUAUUUCCUUUUUUUUCUUCUCUCAUUUCAUCUUUUUCUUCUCUAUCAUUCUUGUUCUUUUUGUUCCAGUCCUUAUUCUUCUUGUUCUUUUUUCUUGUUAUUUCCUUCUUUUUCUUCUCUCAUUUCAUCCUUUUCUUCUCUAUCAUUCCUGUUCUUUUUGUUCCAGUCCUUAUUCUUCUUGUUCUUCUUUCUUGUUAUUUCCUUCUUUUUCUUCUCUCAUUUCUUCUUUUUCUUCUCUAUCAUUCUUGUUCUUUUUGUUCCAGUCCUUAUUCUUCUUGUUCUUCUUCUCUGUUAUUUCCUCUUCUUUUUCUCCUUUCAUUUCUUCUUUUUCUUCAUUAUUAUUCUUGUUCUUGUUCUUUUCUUUUGUUUUUGUUCUAUUGCCUUAUUCACCCGGUAAUUUCAGUAACCAAAAGGCAAACUCUUCACCAGCUGUAUAGGAAAUUACCGCUCCUCUGGUCGCACCCAAAACCCCCGGGGAAGCUAAAUUUGACCUUUUUAUUAUUUUUUUAUUAUUAUUUCUUAUAGCAGAGGAGACAGCUCAAGGGCAAAAAAAGAAACAAUAAUAAAAAACAACAACAACCCCGCUAUUCGCUGCUCUUAUAAAAAGCUCAGAGGAGUGGCCGAAAGAUAGGUCGAUUUUGGGAGGAGAGGUGUCCUGAUACCUUCCUCUUGAAAGACUUGCCAUAUUCUCCUUCUGUUUUCAGUUACAGAAAGGCAAACUCACCACCAGCUCUAUAGGAAAUUACCGCACUUCUCGUAGCACCCAAAAUCCCUGGGAAGCUGGAUUUGACUGGCCAUAUUUACCUUCUAUUUUCAGUAACAGAAAGGAAAACUCACCACCAGCUGUAGAGGAAAUUACCGCACUUCUCGUAGCACCCAAAACCCCUGGGAAGCUAGAUUUGACUGGCCAUAUUUACCUUCUACUUUUAGUAACAAAAAGGCAAACUCACCACCAGCUGUAGAGGAAAUUACCGCACUUCUCGUAGCACCCAAAACCCCUGGGAAGCUGGAUUUGACUUGCUAUACUCACCUGCUCUAGGGAAAAUUACCACGCCUCUAGUUUUUUUUCUUCUUUUUUUACAUCAAAGGACACGGCUCAAGGGCAACAAAAAGUGCACAAAAGAAAGCCCGCUACCAGCCGCUCCCAUAAAAGACAAGAGUAAAGAGUAGCAGUAGUGGUACCAAAAAUCUCUCGUCCCUUUGUUUGCGAGUUUGCCUUUUCUCUUCCGAGCGCCUCACGUGACGGUCCAUUCCGCCAGAGUAUGUCCUUCACACUUGGGCUUGUGAUACCUGACAUUCCCAUCACAUUCUGAGUGUUCUGAAUGAUUGAUAAAAUGAGAGUGUGCUAUAAUAUUUACAGAGCAGGCUUGAAUGAUUGAUAAAAUGAGUUAGUUUAUGUUGUAAUAUUUAAAGAACACAGGUUAUGGUGUUGCCUAGGUGAUUGAUAUAGUGUGUGGGUUUCCUUAAGGGGGGGUUACUGCCAUGAUUUCCUUUUAGAGUGGAGUAAGGCACCAGGGAAGAGGAGGGAAUGAAUGCCCAGAAACUUGUAUAUUUAAGGAACAGAAGUUAUGGUGUUGCCUAAAUGAUUGAUAUAGUGUGUGGCUUUCCUUAACCCCUUCAACACAAGGAAGCGUAUACUGUGUCCUUGCGUGCCCCGUACCAUAUCCGAGGACACGCAUUCUGCGUCCUGGCUCGCUUUUGCCAAUAUACAAUUUAUUUUAUUUCUAUAUUUAUGCUUACAUCUCAAAAUUAUCAAUUGAUUUAUGUUUCUUUAUGUGCACCAUUUAAUUCUGCAUGUUUUCAUAUAUAAUACAUGAUGAUUAUGUUGAGUUUAUGGCUGAAAACUUGUUACAUUCAAUAGUGAUAUUUGAAAUUUGGUGCGCGCGGCGAUCCCGGAUAUGGUGCGGAGCGCUGUUUUGGCCCGGCUGUAGUGAAGGGGUUAAGGGGGGAUUACUGCCAUGAUUUCCUUUUAUAGUGGAGUAAGGCACCAGGGAAGAGGAGGGAAUGAAUGCCCAGACACUUGUAUACUUAACCCCUUCAAUCCGGCGACAGUGACGUCGGCGUCCGAAGGGCGUCCGAUGUCAUCACCAUUAGUCCACUUCUAAACCUCUUAACCCUCCAUUUCCUCUUAAUUCUCUUCUAAACCUCUUUAAGAGGAAGUGGAAGAGGAUUAAGAGGAAUUUAGAGGAGGAUUGAGAGGUUUAGAAGAGGAUUAAUCCUCUUCCAUUUCCUCUUGACCCUUUCCAUACUGUGACGCCGACGUCUGCGUCAUGUAUGGAAAGGGUUAAAGAACACAGGUUAUGAUGCUGCCUAAAUGAUUGAUAUAGUGUGUGGGUUUCCUUAAGGGGGGGUUACUGCCAUGAUUUCCUUUUAUAGAAGAGAAGGGAAUGAAUACCUAGACAUUUAUAUAUAUUAGCUAUGGAUCAAGUAUAUUAAUGUAAUGUAAGGCAGCUGCUAAUAUGAUUUUUUUGAUAGGGGAGAAAGGCAUCAGGGAGGGGAAGGGAAUGCCUGCAGACACUUGUAUAUUAGCUCUGUAAGGGAUGCAGGCUGUCUGUUAAUAUAUCAACUAAUGUACGUAUGGUAACUGCCAGUGUGAUUUGUUUUAACUCUUCAACCUGUGUAGGAGAGCCAUAUUACCUUACCUGUUUAACACUACUAACUUGCUCUGCUGCUGCUAACAUGGCUAUAGCACUAACUUGCCUCAGCCUAACCAGUCAUCAGUAUUACUAUUAUUUCAGCGCUGACCCCUUGCAACCACCCUCAGCCUCCCUCUCCUAUUCUUUGGCCCUCACCACGGCAUUAUGUGAUUUCCCUGUCCCACACGUCCCUGAGAGAAUGUGGGCAGGACAGAAAUGUAUACUACCCCAGAUCAAGGUGGCACCGGCCAGGCACAGCCCCAGCCUCUGCCUGCUUGUUGUGUUACUGUUGAUGUCUUCCUCAUGUGUUCCUUGCCUGGCCCGGCCCUCCAAGCUGACCCGCCCACCCCUGGAUGAGUCUCACCUCCAUACUAUGCAACACCAGAGCAGCAAGUGCUGUAGUGUGUAUGAAAAUAUGUACAGAUACAGGUGACCUUCUCUUUACAAAUGGCUUCUUUUUGAAAAACUAUUUGCUAAGGGAAAUUUCAGUGUGCAAACCUAUUAUAACAUUGGGAGUUUGGAUCCUGAGGAAUGGCAGCUAAUUAACAGGUAACUGGACAUAAUCUUGUACAGACAGAAUUAGUGGUGGGUUUUGCACACUGAAAGGCAAACAUGAGCGGGUGAAAUCAAGCACAAAAUUGUUGAUUCAUGAAGUAAAUAUUUCAAACUUUGUUACAGCAAAUCUUGGUGACCAUUAAGUGAGUGCAAGGCAAGUGAACAUCAUCUUCACAAAGCUACUUUUUGCUGCAUGAACAUUGACAAAGUGGAGGUCGCCUGUAUGAACAGAAGCAUGUAAGAGGUGUGGGGAGGAGUGUGUACUUAAGCUACUCACUACUGCACAAAAUGAUUCAUAAAAUACAUCACCCUAAAUUCUUUAUAUUUUUGUACCUGAUAAAUGUACUAUAAGAGACAGAGGCAGUGCAUCAUCAAGGGCAGCCGUCGCUCUGAGCUGUGCUGCUGUGCGCUGAGGAGUCAUCAAAACAACUGAAGGAGAAAGUUCUCGGAUUAUUCAUCUACAAAUUCGUCCAUUUUUAACCCGGUAGCAGCGGGGAUCAUGUUUCUUAAUGGUCCCUUCAAGCGAGAAAAAUGAGAAAAAACACCCCUCACACAAACCAUUUCAUGAUAUAUAUCAAAGCAUUUGUGAUCAUAUUAUGUAUCAUUUAUUUUUUGGAGUUUAUAUCAUGGCACAAAUUUGGCCCGUCGCUGCUACCGGGUUAAAAUCCAAUGUGUCGGAACAAGCUGCUGGCAUGCAUAGACGAGGGCCGUGGGUGGACAUGUACGGUACAAACUAAUGUAACUGAUUCUCAUGAUUGUCUUCUCGUUUUCUCAUCUCUGUGUCAUUUCUUUGUAAACGUGUAACUGAUUCUCAUGAUUUCUUUCACUCUCAUCGCUGCUUUGUGUCAGUUCCUUGUAUACGUGUUUGGCGCAUGAAGUAAUAAUGUCCAUGUAUGAUUUUCGUGUCCUGAUAAUAAACUGUACAAUCUCAA